Helianthus annuus (common sunflower) is the source of this 1936-nucleotide messenger RNA. RefSeq lists its product as uncharacterized. NCBI's taxonomy places the organism in Eukaryota, Viridiplantae, Streptophyta, Magnoliopsida, Asterales, Asteraceae. The record is from RefSeq and is a predicted model, not a curated record. The coding region runs from base 200 to 1675 and encodes 491 amino acids. The transcript has 6 exons.
UUGGGGAAAACCAAUUGCUCCGUUAACCGACGGCGUAAGAAACGACCUAACACGCAUCUCUACAGACUCUACACCAUAUGCAUUAUCGUUCAAACUAUCACGCUGCACUCACCGGGUCAACUCGACUCAGUUCCACCUCAACAUCCACAUAAAACCAUCACCGUUCACCAGAGAAUCUCAGUCGUAACGCCGCCAACAGAUGUCGCCGGUGAAGAGAGAAAUCAUUGACGAAUCUGCUCAUCACGACGAACAACAACGUCCUCCUAACAAGCGAUCUAAGCAGCAACACGAUAAUGGUGCAAAUGGUUAUACCGUAGCACAAAUGCAAUUCAAUCCAUUAGAUGAGCCGAGUCCGUUAGGGUUACGCCUGCGGAAAACGCCAUCUCUUUUGGAUUUAAUUCAAAUGAGGCUUUCCGAAGGACACACUUCUUCUAAAGCUGUAGCGCAUGCUACAAAAGACCACAAAACUACUACUACGACUACUGCUACGGACAAACUAAAGGCCUCAAACUUUCCCGCAUCACUCCUUAAGAUAGGUACCUGGGAGUAUACAUCUAAACACGAAGGCGAUCUGGUGGCAAAGUGUUACUUUGCGAAGCAUAAGCUUGUAUGGGAAGUUCUUGAUGGUGGCCUCAAGAAUAAGAUUGAAAUUCAGUGGUCUGAUAUCACUGCUCUAAAGGCAACUUACCCAGAUGAUGGUCCCGGAACACUAGAUAUAGUGUUAACUAGGCAGCCUCUCUUCUUUAGAGAAACAAAUCCCCAGCCUAGAAAGCAUACGUUAUGGCAGGCGACAUCAGACUUUACAGGUGGACAGGCUAGCAAACACAGGCGUCAUGUUCUACAAUGUCCACAAGGUUUAUUAGGCAAGCAUUAUGAAAAGCUCAUUCAGUGUGACCCGCGUCUUAACUUUCUGAGUCAGCAAAUAGAAUUAGCAUUGGAAUCCCCAUACUUUGAAAAAAGAAGAUCGGUGUUUGACGAACCAAACGAAUCCAUUGAACAUACUUUGAGUAGUGAGGGUCCCACCGCUGUUGACUUACGUGGCACAACAUCGUCAGGAGGUCAGUCUUCUUCUUCUAGAAGCGAGUUCCUUGAUCCUUCCGGUGGACCUUCAGAAUUCCUGCGCGAAACACCUUCUCCUAGCUCAGUGAUGGACACCUCAGCAAGUGAAGAAACAAGAACAGCUGAGAUUAAGGCAUUGACGGGCCUCGUACCGGGGCUACACCCGUCUAUGUCAAUGAGUGAUUUGGUAAAUCACAUUGAAAACCAAAUCACGAAAAACCGAACACCCGGUGACCAACAUCCUCUUUCUCACGAAGAACAACAAAGCUUACAUAUCCUUGAAGAUAUCAGUCGUUGCUUGUUCAACGAUUCGCAGUAUACGUCAACUUCUGAUGAAAAGUCCAUAAUGUCUAGAGUCGACUCACUUUGCUGUCUGUUACAGAAGGACCCCACAACAGUUCAUGAUACUGAAACUGACAAUGGCUAUGAAAAGGGUCCGGAUGAGUCAAACCCGUUUACUGAGUCAGGUAUCGGAAGCAAGGUUCCGGAAGAUUCUUCUGAGGAAGCGGGUGGGAAUAAGACGACACCUGGCAUCCCGAGGAACGAUUCUGUUGGGGAGUUGUUGCUGAAUCUUCCUCGGAUAGCGUCUCUACCCCGGUUCUUCUUCAACAUUUAGAUGUCGAGUCACUUUGCUGUUCGGCUAAAUGCAAAAACAAAGUUUUGAGGCUUAAUUGAACAAAACGUGAAGUCCAUAUCAUCAAACCUAUUCUUCCAUGGCUUUUGUAUUGGAACGUUGUGACGAGUUUAGUUAGAGUGAAGAAUAUAUAUGCACAGAUGAUGUAGCUUUUGUUUUUAAACCUUAUGAUUAUGUACAUAAAUGAUGUUUUUAUCAGAGAUUCGAGGGCCACAAGACGUUACUGGUCCAUUUAUUACGAAA